Colletotrichum higginsianum IMI 349063 is the source of this 1146-nucleotide messenger RNA. RefSeq lists its product as uncharacterized. NCBI's taxonomy places the organism in Eukaryota, Fungi, Ascomycota, Sordariomycetes, Glomerellales, Glomerellaceae. Bases 1 to 1146 code for a protein of 381 amino acids. The record is from RefSeq and is a predicted model, not a curated record. The transcript is spliced from 2 exons.
AUGUCGACCAACGCGUCAACGUCUUCGGUCGCACCGGUCAUGGCAGCGACCGCGCCCGUGGACCGACCGCCGAUAGCACCCGCCAAGGCCGACGACGGCGAUGACUCGGAGUGGGAGUACGAGUACUCGACCACGGAGACCGAGACAUACUACCUGACAGUCGACCUCUCAAUACCCCAGCUCCUGCGUCGAAAGCGCAAUGCGCCGGUCUCUGGGCGAGGGGGGUAUCACUACAAACACUGGGCCGGCCCGCACAGGAAACCCGACGAGCCGAAGCAUCACCGUAUUCUCUCAGACGACGAGAACGACGACGAGCCCGCGGCCGAACCGGAAGAGGACGAGGAGAUGGACCAGGGUCAGAUGGAAACGAGCGGAGACGCCUUCGACGCCGACUUCGAGUCGGACCCGGCGGCCGACAUACAGAUUUUGGACCUACACUCGGACAAGCCCAUGUUCGCGUACAAGGGCAAGGUAUUUGAGGGGCAAUGGUCGCGCAACCUGGGCACUGAGGUCAUCUUCACGGAGCACGACGCCGAAAAUCCGAUCCCCGCGCUGCGACAUCUUCAGGGCGGCGUGGACAUGCUCGCAGCCAGCUGGUCGCGCAUCAACACGACGGAGAAGCGGCUGGAGCCGAGGCACGAGGCGGCGGCCCAGGACGACCCGCUCAAGGAGAUCAGGCGACAGAACGGCAUCCACAUCCCCAUCACGGCGGAUAAGACGGGCGAGCGGAAGCGACAGACUAGGUUCCUCGAGAACCUCAUGGCGCUCAAGGUCAAGAGGGGCGAGAAGGACGAGGUGACGGUGUACGCGCACGCGGCGCCGAAGCAGAUCAACGAGGGCACGAACAGCCGGCGGAAGAGGCGGAAACCGUUGCCGGACGGCAGGCAGAGCAAGCGUCGGGGCCGUGGGGGCGGCGUCCGCGGCGGGCGAGGUGGGUCGUUGGUGGCGGGCGAGGUUGGAUCCGAAAAGGUAGAACCAGACAGAACGGCCGAGGGGGCCGCGGGUGCCCCGGACGGAAGCUUGUCCAUGCCGACGCCGGCGACAUGGGCGGAGCUGGAGGGGCAGGCUGGACAGGCGGGCGCGAACGAUGACGAGGCGAGUGAGGACGACUAUGACGACUACGAGGACGGCGGGGAAAUUGAAUAG